AUGAGACAGACCACUGGAAGGAACAAGAAGAUCGUGUCUACCAACUUUCCAUCCACUACUGCUGAAGAUCAAAAUUAUAUGGGGAUUACUAUUGCCAGGGGUUUUGACAGACUUGGUGUUGAUCACUCCCUGGUGACACUUUCCACCGAACACGAGCUGAUCUCAUCAGAAUGA
Molecule: messenger RNA, 174 nt
Organism: Sclerotinia sclerotiorum 1980 UF-70
Lineage: Eukaryota; Fungi; Ascomycota; Leotiomycetes; Helotiales; Sclerotiniaceae
Exons: 1
Coding region: 1-174 (57 amino acids)
Source: RefSeq, a predicted model, not a curated record